UGGGAUGUAGCUUCCUUUCCCGUGGGUUCCCCCAUCGGUGCCUAGCGCCGCUCCAGAGGGCUUUUGGACUGUGCUGUCUCUUUGUUCGUUCCUGGGAACUGCUUCGGGCAAGUUUGCCGGAUAGCCUGUUCUGUAGAUUGGCAGAAUUUGUCCAAUCCAAGAGAGUUUUUGUCAUUCCAAGUAGUUAUUUUAAGAGACAACAUGUAGAUUUCUGCGAACGUGACGCAUUUUGGCAUUCCAGUCUUUUCCCUGUACAGCUGCUAUUUUGUCAGUGAACGUUUAUGGAAGUUAUUUUGGGAUAAGAAGUGGGAAUGCAGAGACAAAACUCAGACCUUCCUGUAGCAGUGCUCACUAAAGGGUAGUAGAGGUUAUCUUUUGAACCGGUAAUCAACAAUAAUAAUCGCUUUUAACAAGCUUUUACAUUUAUCAAACCUUUUCUUGUAUCUUUAUAAGUAACCACCUACUUUUUUUAACUGAAGAACCAAGACACAAGCAAAUUGGAAGAUCAGGGUCGGUCCAGAGACUGAGGACUCAAUUUUCGAAGCCAUUUCCAUCACUUUUUUUCCCAUCACUUUUUGUUUAAUGCUGAUACAUUAAUAUCCUUUUUGUGUCGAGAAUGAGCACUAGAACCUUUACCAACUCUGACAUUUUGCUGUUACUUUUAUCACAAGAGCUUUUCUUUAGUAAAAGUUUUACCGUAAUUGAAGAAAAAUGAUGGAAGAGAGUGGAAUAGAGACAACACCACCUGGGACUCCUCCACCAAGUUCAGCAGGACUGACUGUCGCUGCCACAGCGGCACAGCCGUCUUCUCCCCCAGCCCCUUUAGCUGCGGCCAGCUCUUUCUCUUCUCCAAGCGUGUCCUCUGUGCAGCCCCCGCCGCCACACACUUUCUCCACCCCUCAGCAGUCCCUGCCUCCUGUGAGGCCUUCGCCACCCUUGCCCUUUGUGCCUCCUUCACCGGUUCCUUCUGGUCCUCCACUCAUUACCUCUUUACCACCUCAUGUUUCUCCACCAACUGCUGCUGCCUUCAGUAACCCUCCUUUACCCCACUUCCCACCUUCCACUUCUGCCCCAAACACUCUCUUAUCUGCCCCUGCUUCGGGUCCUCCUACAUCAGGAUUCUCUGUCGGCUCAGCCUAUGACAUUACACGAGGACAUGCAGGAAGAGCUCCCCAGACACCCCUGAUGCCGUCUUUUUCUGCACCUCCGGUGACAGGUAUUCUGCCAACUCCCAUUACUCAGCAAGCUGGUUUGACGUCUCUGGCACAGGGAACUGGAACCGCAUCAGCCAUAACUUUUCCAGAGCAGCAAGAAGAUCCUAGAAUUGGUAGAGGGCAGGAUGAAGCAUCUGCUGGUGGACUCUGGGGUUUUAUUAAAGGUGUGGCUGGGAACCCUAUGGUGAAAUCUGUGCUUGAUAAAACAAAACAUUCAGUAGAAAGUAUGAUUACAACGCUGGACCCUGGCAUGGCUCCAUAUAUCAAAUCUGGAGGUGAACUGGACAUUGUAGUGACCUCAAAUAAAGAAGUAAAAGUUGCCGCUGUCCGAGAUGCCUUCCAGGAGGUCUUUGGCUUAGCUGUGGUGAUAGGGGAAGCUGGGCAGUCCAGCAUUGCCCCACAACCAGUGGGCUAUGCAGCUGGAUUAAAAGGUGCCCAGGAACGGAUAGAUAGCUUGCGUCGAACUGGAGUGAUCCAUGAAAAACAGACGGCUGUGUCAGUAGAAAACUUCAUUGCAGAAUUGCUUCCUGACAAAUGGUUUGACAUUGGCUGUCUGAUAGUUGAAGACCCUGUGCAUGGUAUUCAUCUAGAAGCAUUUACACAGGCCACACCAGUACCCUUGGAAUUUGUACAACAGGCUCAAAGUCUAACUCCCCAGGACUACAGUCUGAGGUGGUCGGGCCUUUUGGUGACAGUGGGCGAAGUCCUGGAGAAGAGCUUACUCAAUGUCAGCCGGACUGAUUGGCAUAUGACUUUCACUGGCAUGUCUCGUCGGCAGAUGAUCUACAGUGCAGCCAAAGCAGUAGCAGGCAUGUAUAAACAGCGCCUGUCCCCCGGGACCAUGUGAGAAGGCUGGCCUGGGAUACUGACACUUGCUAACUUUGAGCUGCUGGUGGAGAAGAGACAGUCCCUUCUUAAACUGGACAACUUCAGUCAGUCCAGCUGUUUUGAUCAUUUUCCUGUGGGCUGCAGUUUUUUUCUUAGAAAGGCAUGGUGUCAUUCCAGUAGAUGAAAAGAAACAGAUCCUUUUUCUGAUUAUAUAAUUGCACGUACCAUAGUUCUCAAAAAAUAUAUAAAUAUUUUUAUAGGACAGUUUGAAACACCAGAUUUAUAAGGUGCAAAUUCAUGUGCUAAGAUAUUUAACUUAAUGAUAUGUACUUGAUUAUUUUGUUUUUUAAGAAAUAGUUGACUAAAGAACAUGUUUACUGAACACUGUUUAAAAGCAUUGUUUCUUUUAAUUCAUGAUUAAUCUCUUCCCUGUCCAUCUUGGAAGCUUUUCGUGUGUCCAUGUGAUCACAGGUCUGAUGUUAAGCCGUGUGCUCAACAAGAGACUCUAACACACCUACUUGUAGGGAGAUGGUGCACUUGUCUAUGCAUAUUUUUAACAUAGGCCAGAAUAACAGAAUCGAUCAUUUUCUUUUUGGUUAUCAUGUUAUACACAUAGCCUGAAAAAUUCCAUUUUUUUUUUAAUGUUUCAGCAUUUCACAUUCAUACUGUACGAUGAACACUGGGAUAAUGCAUUUUAUUUUUUUCAUUGCUCUGUGACAACUAAGGGGCAAAUGAGUCAAGCAUAUUUAAAUUAGAAGCAUUUGGGUUUUUUUGCAUAAUGGUAUUCAGUGCUUCCAAGUAACUCUGACAACAGCCAUUAUUUCUGCUUUAAUUCAUUUCUCCGACUGUAAUAGAGAAAUUUUUGAGAGGAAAUUACUUUGUUGUUUAUGGGAUCAUAUGACUUACUUUAAGGUUACUUAUUUAGUUUGCCUUAAACACAGCUUUUCUAACUUCGUGCCAUUCUGCCUUUACUUUCUAUGGAAGUUUUCCAAGAAACUGUUUUAUAGUGAACCUGGUUUAUUUAGUCCAUUAUGUUUGUAUUUAAUGAAAGCUUCUUUUUCCCCCAGAUAAUAUAUUUUACCAUUUUGGGAUUUAUACAAAUCAAAAAUAGUUCAUCAUAUACUUUUGAACUCUAUAUUUGAAAGUUCAAAUAACUUUUUGAAGAUAGUUUCUUAUAUAAACAUAAUUUAAUUUUUAUUUACUCUUCUAUAUAAUUCUUUAGAUGUAAAAGAAUCAGCACAAUCUUAUAAAAUCUUUUAAGGUAUUGAAGCUGUUAUCCUGUGCUGUCAUUUCAUGUAAUGUUUGCUUUGUAUUAAUAUUUCAAGUACUUGUUUGAUUUCUGUUUUUUUUACCUGAGGAUGAGAAGAUUAAGUACUAAUUUUCCAUCUGUGUUAUGUGUUAAUUUCUAUGCACUGUAUAGUUGUCAUUCAGUCUUCUGUGUCAUUAAAAGUAAUGAGAGAAAGAAGAGAGAUGUAGGCAUCAGUGCAUGACUGACUCCACAGUCAACUUUCCCAGCCUCUUGUUUACUUUUUCAUUCUUGGAUUUCCCUCUUGUACAAGGGGCAAGAAAAGUAACUCAUUACCUCUCACACACCAGGGCAGCGUGAGCCAGGAGGUCUUUUACUGUUGGUAUUUUGGUAUGAGAUGUGCUGGUUAUCAACCUAAGGCCACGGCUCCCUUCACCAAUCAUCCAGCUGCCCUGUCCUUUUCUUGCUUGUUUCCUUAUAAUUCUUGCACUAGCAUUUUUUGGGAGAGUUGAGCUGGGGAGUUUUA
Molecule: messenger RNA, 3814 nt
Organism: Aethalodelphis obliquidens (Pacific white-sided dolphin)
Lineage: Eukaryota; Metazoa; Chordata; Mammalia; Artiodactyla; Delphinidae
Gene: PRRC1
Product: proline rich coiled-coil 1
Exons: 9
Coding region: 712-2061 (449 amino acids)
Biological process (GO): activation of protein kinase A activity
Cellular component (GO): cytoplasm
Molecular function (GO): protein kinase A regulatory subunit binding
Source: RefSeq, a predicted model, not a curated record